AUGGCUUUUUGGGUGGGGGGAAAGGAGGGGUCACCAGAAUUCUCGUCAGACAAGUGCUAUUUCGGAGAAGCGGGCCUACGGCAGCAGAUAUACAAGCUUAAUCGUGGAUCAGUAGCUCGUCUUGCUACGGAAGAAGAGAUCAUGAAGUUCUCACACAGCAUUCAGUUUAACUCCGUUCCGGACUGGAGUGGUAGUUAUAUUGCAUACAGCAAUUUGAAGAAGCUAAUAUACACUCUUGAAAAACAAGUGAACCACCCCGAACAUGAAACUGGACAGCACGAAGCAGCUCCUCUUCUCGACAGGAGCCUCGACACUGAUGCCAUCUUCCGCCGUGCCCUGGAUGGAGAGCUGGAGAAGAUAUGUUCUUUCUACCGUGCCAAGGAGACAGACCUGUAUGAAGAGGUGGAGGAGAUAAGAAAGGAGCUAGAAUCUUUUGCCCAGGACAGCAUAGGGAUCAACAUGGAUCCCGUUGCCCAUUCUCUGGUCAAGUCACGGACGUUGAACCCUGGCGGCAGAAAUCGCCGGCGCAGCGAGACCUCACGCCAUGCCACACUUGCCCAUCAACGGUCGAGCACCAUCAGUGAACCUUCCGGGCCUGAGGGUGACGGAGACAGUGAUGAUUCAGAGGAUAACAUGGAUAUGGCGGAGUUUCCGCAGCGAAGGAUCAGGAGACAUUCGACUUCGUCCAGAGACUGGACCAGAGACCCACGGCCGCAUGGGGAAGACAUGAUGAACAGCGAGCUGAUCGAUUCGAAGUUUCUGGGAAUUGCGCAUGAUCCAGAAUACUCUGCGCUCUAUGGUGUUGGCGUGUCUUUGAAGAAACGAACAAUCGGAAUAUAUGUGUCGUUAUGCGAGCUCAAAUCUUUUAUCCAGCUUAACCGCACUGGAUUUUCCAAGGCAUUGAAGAAAUAUGACAAGACCCUCGAUCGAAAUCUGAGAAGACAAUACAUGGAUUCUACUGUUUUGGUGGCCCUGCCGUUCACGGACUCAACCAUCUCCCAGCUAGACAACACCAUUGCUAGCGUCGAGAGGUUGUACGCCGGGUUCGUUACAGAUGGUGAUUUGGCGCUAUCCAGACGAGAGCUUCGUCUCCAUCUACGGCGAUGA
Messenger RNA from Microsporum canis CBS 113480, 1107 nucleotides. Its product is annotated as SPX domain-containing protein. Gene Ontology annotation, cellular component: cytoplasm. Lineage: Eukaryota; Fungi; Ascomycota; Eurotiomycetes; Onygenales; Arthrodermataceae. The record is from RefSeq and is a predicted model, not a curated record. Bases 1 to 1107 code for a protein of 368 amino acids. The transcript has 4 exons.